Bombina bombina (fire-bellied toad) is the source of this 6090-nucleotide messenger RNA. RefSeq names its product ADAM metallopeptidase with thrombospondin type 1 motif 9 (gene ADAMTS9). The transcript is spliced from 40 exons. Gene Ontology annotation, biological process: proteolysis; extracellular matrix organization. Gene Ontology annotation, cellular component: extracellular matrix. The record is from RefSeq and is a predicted model, not a curated record. Gene Ontology annotation, molecular function: metalloendopeptidase activity; zinc ion binding. The coding region runs from base 200 to 5968 and encodes 1922 amino acids. NCBI's taxonomy places the organism in Eukaryota, Metazoa, Chordata, Amphibia, Anura, Bombinatoridae.
UGCUGGCUCUCUGUUGCACUAUGCAGCUUUACUGCCUGACAUUCCUGGGAACUCACCUCCCUCUGUACAACAUUAAAGCAGAAUUAAGAGCCAGUCUUCUGGAUUCCCACAUUUAAAGCUUUUUGGGAUUUUUUGCUGUGUAGUGUAAGAGGGUGAAAAAAAAAAGAGAAGAAGUAAAGUCUGCUUCCUAAAGACCAACAUGCAUCUUGUCUUUGGGGUAGUGGGAUUUAUCAUAUUACUGCAGGAUUUCUUGAAUUUAGCAUCUGCAGACACAAGACCUCACAAACUACACCCAAGACAAGCAAAAUUGUUGGAUAAACUUGGGGAAUAUGAAAUAGUUACUCCAACUCGGGUGAAUGAAUUUGGUGAAGCUUUUCCUUCUAAUAUGCACUUCAAAAGGAAAAAGAGAAGUGUUAAUUCAGUCCCUGGCACUGACCCCUGGGCCCCUUCUAGGACACACUACAAGCUUACAGCUUUUGGCCAGCAAUUUCUUUUCAAUCUCACAACCAAUUCUGGAUUUAUUGCACCAGUUUUUACAGUGGCACUUUUUGGGGAACCCUCUGUCAAUGAAACACAAUUUUAUAAUGAAGACACUAGCAUGGAUCAUUGCUUUUACAGUGGAUAUGUGAACACUAGAACUGAUCAUACUGCUGUUCUCAGUCUUUGUGCAGGAAUGCUAGGCACAUUUAAGUCUCAGGACGGGGACUAUUUUGUAGAACCACUACUUUCAGAUGACGGGAAUAACUUUGAAGAAGAUCACAACAAGCCACAUGUGGUCUACAGACACAACGCACCUCAGAAAAACUUAUCAAGGGAAAAACAUAUAUGUGACACUAAAGGGCAUAAACAUAGCCACGUCAAACAUAAGAAGAGUGGAAAUCAACAGGAAAAAAAUACUAUGUUUUCACAUGUAGAAACUUUAAGAAAGAGACUAUUACAAAACCAGUAUUCCUCAUAUAAUAACAAUACUGAUAAUAUAAAUAAAACCAAAGCACCAAAAAGAACAAAGCGCUUUUUAUCCUAUCCUCGAUAUGUUGAAGUGAUGGUAGUUGCAGAUAACAGGAUGCUGGAGUAUCAUGGUGCAAAUCUACAGCAUUACGUUUUAACACUUAUGUCCAUUGUUGCUUCUAUUUAUAAGGAUCCUAGUAUUGGAAAUUUAAUCAACAUUGCAAUUGUAAAGCUGGCUGUGAUACACAAUGAACAGGAGGGCCCAUCCAUCUCAUUCAAUGCUCAGACCACGUUAAAAAACUUCUGUAUAUGGCAGCAAGUACAGAACCACCCAGACGAUAGUCACCACUCCCAUCAUGAUACUGCAGUAUUAAUCACCAGACAGGAUAUUUGUAGAGCCCACGAGAAAUGUGAUACUUUAGGGUUAGCAGAAGUUGGUACAGUAUGCGAUCCAUACCGGAGUUGUUCUAUAAGUGAGGACAACGGAUUAAGCACUGCAUUUACAAUAGCACAUGAACUUGGACAUGUAUUCAACAUGCCCCAUGAUGAUAGCGAAAAGUGCAUAGAAGGAGGUGGUAAAAACCAACAACACGUCAUGGCUCGAACCCUAAACUUUAAUACAAACCCCUGGAUGUGGUCUAAAUGCAGCCAGAAAUACAUUACACAAUUUUUAGACACUGGAUAUGGUGAAUGUUUACUUGAUGAGCCAGUCUCGAGAACUUACAAUUUGCUUCAGCAGCUUCCUGGUGUUCUGUACAAUGUUAAUAAGCAAUGUGAGUUAAUUUUUGGUCCAGAAUCCAAGGAAUGCCCUUAUAUGAAAAUGCAGUGCAGGCGACUUUGGUGUAUAAAUAAGGAAGGUCCACACAAGGGCUGCCGCACUCAACAUACGCCAUGGGCUGACGGCACUGAAUGUGAACCAGGAAAGCACUGCAAGUAUGGAGUUUGUAUUCCCAAAGAACGUGAUUUGCGCGUAGUUGAUGGAUCUUGGGGAUCGUGGAGCCCAUUUGGUGCCUGUUCAAGAUCCUGUGGUGGUGGCAUAAAAACUGGAAUCCGAGAGUGCAACAAGCCAGAACCUAAAAAUGGCGGUAAAUAUUGCGUUGGACGCCGAAUGAAAUUUAAAUCGUGCAAUACUGAACCGUGUGCCAAGCAAAAGAAAGACUUUAGGGAAGAGCAGUGUGCAGACUUUGAUGGGAAGCAUUUUAAUAUUAACGGACUACCUCCUAAUGUGCGCUGGGUUCCAAAAUAUAGCGGAAUAUUAAUGAAAGAUCGGUGCAAGCUUUUUUGCCGUGUAGCAGGAAGUACGGCCUAUUACCAACUCAGGGACAGAGUCGUUGACGGAACAUCAUGUGGGCCAGACACUAAUGAUAUCUGUGUGCAAGGAUUGUGUCGGCAAGCUGGAUGUGACCAUGUCUUAAAUUCGAAAGCCAGAAGAGAUAAAUGCGGUGUCUGUGGAGGGGACAAUUCCUCUUGCAAAACUAUUGCUGGAACAUACAAUAUUGUACAUUACGGCUACAAUACUGUUGUUCGAAUUCCAGCUGGUGCUACGAAUAUCGAUGUGCGACAGCACAGUUACUCAGGGAACCAGAAGACGACAACUACCUGUAACUAUAUAGCUUUGUCAAACAGCCAAGGAGAAUUUCUCCUAAAUGGUGACUUUGUGGUUAGUAUGUUUAAAAGAGAAAUCAAAGUAGGAAACGCUGUGAUUGAAUACAGCGGCUCAGACCACGCGGUUGAAAGAAUAAACUGCACGGAUAGAAUUGAGCAAGAAAUUGUGCUUCAGAUUUUAUCGGUUGGUAAUUUGUAUAACCCUGAUGUUCGAUUUACGUUUAAUAUUCCAAUUGAGGAUAAACCGCAGCAAUUCUUCUGGAAUCCGUAUGGGCCAUGGCAGACGUGCAGUAAGCUUUGCCAAGGUGAACAAAAAAAGAAACCUGUAUGUACGAGAGAAUCUGACCAACUGGUUGUCUCUGAUCAAAGAUGUGAUCGAAUUUCUCAACCUACACCAAUUACUGAGCCAUGUAACACAGAAUGUGAACUAAGGUGGCACGUAGCCAGAAAGAGUGAAUGCACUGCGCAGUGUGGUAUAGGUUUCCGUUUACUGGACAUUUACUGUGCAAAGUACAUUAGGGUUGAAGGAAAGACGGAAAAGGUAGAUGACCGAUUCUGCAGCGGUCUGCAAAAGCCAAGCAGUAAAGAAAAAUGUACUGGGGACUGUAACACAGGAGGUUGGCGAUAUUCAGCAUGGUCAGAUUGCUCAAAAAGUUGUGGUACGGGGACAAGAAGACGCAGAGCCAUGUGUGUAAAUGCCGUUAAUGAACUGUUGGAUGACAUCAAAUGUAGUCAGCAGGAAAAGCUCACAGAGCAACGGUGUAGUGACUUCCUGUGCCCACAGUGGAAGACAGGUGAUUGGUCAGAUUGCCUGGUAACUUGUGGAAAAGGACAUAAACAUCGUCAGACCUGGUGUCAGUUUGGAGAAGAACGAUUAAACGAUAGAUUUUGUGAUGCAGAGUCUAAGCCCGUUUCUGUUCAAGGGUGUCAGCAGCAGGAAUGUGCGUCGUGGCAAGUCGGGCCUUGGGGACAGUGUACAGCAACAUGUGGUUCAGGAUACCAGAUGCGGGCAGUGAAAUGUGUUGUAGGAUCUUACAUGGCAAUGGUUGAUGACAAUGAAUGUAAUGCAGCAACCCGACCUACAGAUGCACAAGACUGUGAGGCAGCUCCGUGCCCGGGCAUUCCUGAAACAAAACAAAUAGCUCACAGCAGGACUCAGUGGAGGUUUGGAUCCUGGACUCCUUGCUCAUCAAGCUGUGGAAAAGGAACCAGAAUGAGAUACGUCAGUUGCCGUGAUGAUCAAGGCUCAGUUGCUGAUGAGACUGCUUGUUCUAACCUUCCAAAACCGUCAGCAACAGAAGUGUGUACGGUGGCCCCCUGUGGUCAGUGGAAAGCAUUGGAGUGGAGCUCUUGUUCUGUCACUUGUGGUCAAGGGAAGGCAACACGGCAAGUGGUCUGCUUAGAUUACAAUGAUCACAUGGUUGACAGGAAUGAAUGUGACCCUGAGGAUCUUCCUACAAUGGAGCAAGACUGCUCUAUGUCAUCGUGCCAUCACCCAAAUCACGAGUAUGACAGGCCAAAUGUAGAUCCCCGGAUAAGGUCCCAGCCAACGCUUUUGAACAGGAACAACGGCCGAUUACAAUCAGCAAAUGGGAACCAAUGGAGAAUAGGACCCUGGGGAGCAUGCUCCAGUACCUGUGCCGGUGGAUUCCAACGCAGAGUUGUCGUUUGCCAAGAUGAAAAUGGUUAUCCAGCAAGUCACUGUGAGGAGAGAAACAAACCUGUUGAACAAAGGUCCUGCGAAUCUGGGCCGUGUCCUCAAUGGGUGUUUGGCAACUGGGGAGAGUGUUCCAAAAAAUGUGGUUCUGGAACAAGGACAAGACUAGUAGUUUGUCAGCGGCCCAAUGGGGAACGUUUUAAUGAUCUUAGCUGUGAAGUCCUUGAGAAACCGCCAGACCGCGAACAGUGCAACACACACAGCUGUCAUACUAAAGUUGCCUGGAACACUGGACCAUGGAGUUCGUGUUCCUCCUCCUGUGGACGUGGUUCUAAAUCAAGAGCUGUAUACUGUGUGACAACUGAGGGCACUCAUAUUGAACAUGAUAACUGCAAGCACCUCGCUAAGCCAAACAUGCAGAAGAAAUGCCGAGGUGGAAGGUGUCCGAAAUGGAAAGCCGGAGAGUGGGGGAAGUGUUCAGUUACAUGUGGAAGAGGAAUUCAGCAGCGAGAUGUCCGCUGUCAGGUCGGUGCCCAGAAGGUAUUGAGGGAUUCUGAGUGUGUUCAGUUUGCGCGGCCCUCAUCAGAACAGCUCUGCCAAGCGGCAAAUUGUCCAGUUUAUACUUGGAAAGCAGAAUCAUGGCAAGAAUGCAGCAAGACGUGUGAUGAGGGACUAAGGUAUCGAAAAGUCCUUUGUGUAAAUGAGGAUAAAAAAGAGGUACCAGACUUAAAUUGUGAGUCAAUCAAAAAACCAGCAGAUGUAGAAAACUGCAAUUUACAGUCAUGUGAAUUCAUCUGGAUUACCGGAGAAUGGUCAGAGUGCUCCGUUACAUGUGGUAAAGGGUACAAGCAGAGACUCGUAUCUUGUAGUGAAGUGUACUCUGCAAAGGACCAUUAUGAGUAUGGAUAUCAAAGCUCAGCAAAUUGCCAUGGCACCCAACCACUAAAUGUCCAAAGCUGUUACCUUGGAGAAUGUCCAAUAUCUACUUCUUGGAGAGUUGGUAACUGGGGAAAAUGCUCUGUUACUUGUGGGGCAGGUGUCAUGCAGCGCUCAGUGCAGUGCUUAACCAACGAAGAUCAACCAAGUAACUUGUGUGCUAUGAACCAGAAACCUGAAGAGAAGAAGACUUGCUAUAAUAUCCAUGAAUGUGAUCUACCAACAAACUGUCAAGAUGUAAAAAUACGAAAAAGUAUCGAUGAGGAUGGAGAACAUUACAUUAUCGUUAAUGAGAAAGUGAUAAAGGUGUACUGCGCUGGAAUGCAAACAGAAAACCCCAAAGAGUAUGUGACUCUUGCUAAUGAUGUUUCUGAAAACUUUUCAGAAGUUUAUGGCUACAGAUUACACAACCCAACUGAAUGUCCAUAUAAUGGAAGCAGACGAGAAGACUGUCAGUGCCGAAAAGAUUAUACAGCAGCAGGCUUCUCCGCCUUCAGUAAAGUGAGGCUGGAUUUGGACACUUGGCAGAUUAUAACCACUGAUCUGCAGUUUGCACAAACUCACGAUGGGCGUCCUGUUCCCUUUGCCACAGCUGGAGAUUGUUACAGCGCAGCUAAGUGCCCUCAGGGGAGAUUUAGCAUCAACCUUUCAGGAACUGGUCUUUUAAUAUCUGAAGCAACAAAAUGGAUUUCACAAGGGAAUUACGCAGUGACUGAAAUAAAAAAAUCAGCCGAUGGAACCAAAGUUACAGGGAAAUGUGGUGGUUACUGUGGAAAAUGUACUCCGUCCUCUACAACUGGUCUUAGUGUUCAACUGUUAUAAAAUUGGUACGUUGUUAUGCCCUGUCAUUCUGAGCUCAAGACAAUAUAGUGUAACAAUUAAAAAGUAAUAUUGUUCAAGUAAUGUCAAUGAUAAAUGUGAUGCUGAUAUUCUCUUCUGAAACA